Molecule: messenger RNA, 3963 nt
Organism: Ailuropoda melanoleuca (giant panda)
Lineage: Eukaryota; Metazoa; Chordata; Mammalia; Carnivora; Ursidae
Gene: LARS2
Product: leucyl-tRNA synthetase 2, mitochondrial
Exons: 21
Coding region: 156-2867 (903 amino acids)
Biological process (GO): leucyl-tRNA aminoacylation; mitochondrial translation
Cellular component (GO): mitochondrion
Molecular function (GO): aminoacyl-tRNA deacylase activity; ATP binding; leucine-tRNA ligase activity
Source: RefSeq, a predicted model, not a curated record
GUCUGCGCCGGCUGCUACCAGAUAAAGUUGUUGUUCUGCCAACAUGGCGGCGCCCAUAGUGACUGUCCGGGCCGUGUUCCCCUAAAAGUGGAAACAGAGGCGUGAGGAGCCGCAGGCCAAAAGCCUGUGAGCAGGAUCUUCCCACCUUCUGCAGCAUGGCUUCCGCUUGGCGGAGACUGGGCUUUUGUGUCUCUUUUCUGAAAAGCCAGUUAGAUGGUGGGCCAGGGAUCAUCAGCGGGGGAAGGCGAGUGAUUCCGGGAUGUGCCAGAAGUAUUUACAGUGCCACGGGAGAGUGGACGAAAGAGUACACACUGCAGACAAGAAAGGAUGUUGAGAAAUGGUGGCAUCACCGAAUAAAAGAACAGGCCUCCAAAAUUUCAGAAGCCGAUAAAUCAAAGCCCAAGUUUUACGUACUGUCCAUGUUCCCUUAUCCUUCCGGCAAGUUGCACAUGGGCCACGUGCGUGUGUACACCAUCAGCGACACCAUUGCAUGGUUCCAGAAGAUGCGAGGGAUGCAGGUCAUCAACCCUAUGGGAUGGGAUGCCUUUGGGCUGCCUGCCGAAAAUGCAGCGAUUGAGAGGAAUCUACAUCCAGAAAGUUGGACGCAAAGUAAUAUUGAGCACAUGAGGAGGCAGCUGGAUCGACUGGGCCUGUGUUUCAGCUGGGAUAGGGAAAUAACUACCUGUUUACCAGAUUACUACAAAUGGACUCAGUACCUCUUUAUUAAGCUCUACGAAGCUGGGCUGGCCUAUCAAAAGGAGGCCUUGGUUAACUGGGACCCGGUGGAUCAAACAGUGCUUGCCAAUGAGCAGGUGGAUGAACGUGGCUGUUCGUGGCGUUCUGGAGCGAAGGUGGAACAGAAGUACCUCCGACAGUGGUUUAUUAAGACAACUGCUUUUGCAAAGGCCAUGCAGGACGCGCUGGUGGACCUUCCAGAGUGGUAUGGAAUAAAAGGCAUGCAGGCCCACUGGAUCGGGGACUGUGUGGGCUGCCAUCUGGACUUCACAUUGAAGGUGGAUGGUCAAGUCACAGGAGAAAAGCUGACCGCCUACACGGCCACCCCCGAGGCCAUUUACGGCACCUCCCACGUGGCCAUCUCUCCCAGCCACAGACUCUUACACGGGCACAGCUCUCUGAAGGAAACCUUCCGGAAGGCGCUCGUUCCUGGCAAAGAUUGCCUCACACCCGUGACGGCUGUGAACAUGCUUACCCAGCAGGAGGUCCCUGUCGUUAUCUUGGCCAAAGCUGACUUGGAGGGCUCUCUGGAUUCCAAAAUAGGAAUUCCGAGCACCAGCCCAGAGGACACCACCUUAGCCCAAACCCUGGGCCUCCCCUACUCCGAAGUCAUUGAAACGUUGCCAGAUGGCACAGAGAGGAUGAGCAGCUCUGCCGAGUUCACAGGCAUGAGCCGGCAGGAUGCGUUUCUAGCCUUGACUCAGCAAGCCCGGAGGAAGGGGGUAGGUGGAGACGUGACAAGCAACAAACUGAAGGACUGGCUGAUCUCGCGACAGCGGUACUGGGGCACGCCCAUCCCCGUGGUCCACUGCCCGGCCUGCGGCCCCGUGCCCGUGCCACUGCAGGAUUUGCCCGUGACCUUGCCCCGCAUCGCAUCUUUCACCGGCAGGGGAGGCUCCCCGCUGGCCGCGGCUUCGGAUUGGGUGAACUGUGCCUGUCCUAGGUGCAAGGGAGCCGCCAAGAGAGAGACAGACACGAUGGAUACCUUUGUCGAUUCUGCUUGGUACUAUUUCAGAUAUACUGACCCACAGAAUACCCAGAGCCCUUUUAACGCAGCCUUGGCAGAUUACUGGAUGCCUGUGGAUUUGUACAUUGGAGGGAAGGAGCACGCCGUCAUGCAUUUGUUCUAUGCGAGAUUCUUCAGUCAUUUCUGCCACGAUCAAAAAAUGGUCAAACACAGAGAGCCCUUCCAUAAGCUGCUGACCCAAGGCCUUAUCAAGGGGCAGACGUUCCGCCUGCCAUCGGGACAGUAUCUACGGAGAGAGGAAGUAGAUCUCACAGGUGCUGUUCCCGUUCACGCGGAAACGAAGGAGAAGUUGGAGGUGACGUGGGAGAAGAUGAGCAAGUCCAAACACAACGGGGUGGACCCCGAGGAGGUCGUCCAGCAGUACGGCAUCGACACCAUCCGGCUUUACAUCCUUUUCGCCGCCCCCCCUGAGAAGGACAUCCUGUGGGACGUGAAGACUGACGCCCUCCCCGGGGUGCUGCGGUGGCAACAGCGGCUGUGGGCCUUGGUGACCCGCUUCAUCGAGGCCAGGGCUUCUGGGACGGCUCCCCGGCCCCAGCUGCUGAGUGACGACGAGAGAGCCGAGAGCAGAAAGCUCUGGGAGUACAAGAACUCGGUCAUCUCUGAGGUGACCGCCCAUUUCACAGAGGACUUCUCACUGAAUGCUGUGAUUUCUCAGCUGAUGGGACUCAGCAGUGCCCUCCUGCAAGCUUCACAGAGAGUGGUUCUCCACAGCCCCGAGUUUGAGGACGCGCUGUGUGCCCUGAUGGUGAUGGCAGCCCCGAUGGCCCCUCACAUCACCUCGGAGCUCUGGGCAGGCCUGGCACAGGUGCCCGGGAAGCUGUGUGCCCACUACGCCUGGGACGCCAGCGUGCUGCUUCAGCCGUGGCCGGCCGUGGACCCGCAGUUCCUCCAGCAGCCUGACGUGGUGGAGAUGGCCGUGCUGAUCAACAACAAAGCCUGUGGCAAGAUCCCCGUGCCCCAGGGAGUCGCGGGGGACCAGGACAAAGUCCAUGAGCUCGUCCUCCAGAGCGAGCUGGGUGUCAGGCUCCUGCAGGGGCGAAACAUCAAGAAGGCUUUCCUGUCCCCCAGAACGGCCCUCAUCAACUUCCUGGUGCAGGACUGACCGCAGGUGUGGCCCCCGAGGAAGGACGAGUGUGCUGGCCCGGGGCGGGGAAGCGACUAGCGUCUUGAAUGUUUACCUUCGCGCUCUGCUGAACGGGCUAGGGCGUGAGCCUGGGUGGUGGGGCCUGGCGCAGGGGUGAGGGUGGGUGUGGGCAGAGGAGGACCAGGAGGAGCAGAGGCGGAGGGCUCGGGCAGCCGCCGCAGGUGGAGGAAGCCAGCUGCGCGUGUGAAGCCACCAGAGGAACUGCUGGGUGUCCCCUGGGUGUCUGCAGGAAGGCGAGAAGAGAAGCAAGUGAGAAUGAACGUGGUCCCUCUCGAGCAGCCUGGGAGCCCUGACUCCUAGAAAUUGCACAGCCCAGGAGCAUGAGGGUAAACUGAGGACCCACACACGGCGCACGGAGCAGCAUGGACAGCCAGUGUUGGACGGGUGACGGCUGGGCAUCGUGGCAGGGUCUCCUCGCUUUCAGGCUGGAUGGAGGAGCCAUGAGGGUUUAUGACCAAAUAUCCAGUAUGUGGCGGGGCUGGUCCCUCCGCAGGCGUCCCCACUGCCGGGCCUGCUCUGAUGCCGACACACGGGCUCGUGGGCAGAGCACCACUUCCUGACCACUCUCUCCGGGUGUCACAUGUGCUGGUAGUGAAGCAGAACCAGGCUGGUUCAGCUGGAACCCAUCCCAGGGUGCACCGCAGCCCCGCGGGGAGUCUGCCCAUGUGGGCCCCAGAUGUCGGGGUGGCCCCCAGGGCAGGGCGUUAGCACGAGCGAGCUCACCGGGGGCGAGGGGGCUGGUGCCCCCGGCCGCUGCCUCCAGGUUCAAGCCCCCGCCGCCUGGCUGCCGGGAGGGGGCCGGGACUGGACCCCCGUUGUCGGUGCCUUAGGGCAAUCCGGGGUUCUGUGAAGUCAGCAGUUAGGUGCUCUUACCAGAACCAGCCUGAGCCACUGAUGAUACUUACUGGGGAAGCGCAGGAGAACCCGCCGUUCUGUGCUACUGAAAAGCUGUAUUUGUUUUCUGAUGCCGUUUUUCUAAAGUAGCCUCAGCUGUGGCUACAGUUGAGCGGCGAACAGAUGCCUUUUUUUAACGUAAUAAAUUGUGUGUCACGUA